Messenger RNA from Drepanopeziza brunnea f. sp. 'multigermtubi' MB_m1, 678 nucleotides. RefSeq lists its product as uncharacterized. Gene Ontology annotation, cellular component: TRAPPII protein complex; TRAPPI protein complex; TRAPPIII protein complex. Gene Ontology annotation, biological process: endoplasmic reticulum to Golgi vesicle-mediated transport. NCBI's taxonomy places the organism in Eukaryota, Fungi, Ascomycota, Leotiomycetes, Helotiales, Drepanopezizaceae. The record is from RefSeq and is a predicted model, not a curated record.
AUGGCAGCCUCCCAACCCGUGAAGCCCCCGCUGGCCACCCAGAACACCCAGGCGCGAGGGCCACAGCCGGGCCUCCGCUACCCGACAAAUGGCAAGACCAUAUACCACCGACCUCUGAACCGUAGUCGCACGCAGGAGUUGAGCCAAGCGAGCUUUGCAUACCUGUUCGGGGAGAUGGUGAGUUAUGCACAGAAGCGCGUAACGGGGAUUCAGGAUCUGGAGAAGAGACUGAAUGUUCAAGGCCACCCCAUAGGCCUCAAACUCCUCGACCUCCUCCUCUACCGCGAACCCCCGCGAACCCAACUCCGUCCCCUCAACAUCAUCGCCCUCCUGCAAUUCAUCACCACCGUCCUCUGGAAGCACCUCUUCUCGCGACCAGCCGACGCCCUCGAGAAAUCCUCUAACCCAGAAACGCCCGACGAGUACAUGAUUUCCGAUAACGAGCCUGUUGUCAAUCAGUAUAUCAGUGUCCCGAAAGAAAUGAACCAGUUGAACUGCGCCGCGUUUGUGGCCGGUAUCGUGGAGGGCGUGUGCGAUGGCGCGGGUUUCCCAGCAAGGGUUACGGCGCAUAGUGUGGGUAAAGGGGAGGAAGGGGAGCUGUGGCCGGGCAAGACGGUGUUCCUGGUGAAGUUUCAACCAGAGGUCGUAGAGAGAGAGGCGUAUCUUGCGAAGAGCUGA